Rhinichthys klamathensis goyatoka is the source of this 1923-nucleotide messenger RNA. It is a transcript of the gene slc18a3b, whose product is annotated as solute carrier family 18 member 3b. Gene Ontology annotation, biological process: xenobiotic transport; transmembrane transport; chemical synaptic transmission. The transcript has a single exon. Gene Ontology annotation, cellular component: membrane; AP-1 adaptor complex; terminal bouton. Bases 367 to 1911 code for a protein of 514 amino acids. The record is from RefSeq and is a predicted model, not a curated record. Gene Ontology annotation, molecular function: acetylcholine transmembrane transporter activity; xenobiotic transmembrane transporter activity. Lineage: Eukaryota; Metazoa; Chordata; Actinopteri; Cypriniformes; Leuciscidae.
AACUGAUAUUGGCACACUUCUUAAUUUGUGCUCAUAGCAAGUCUACUAUUUCUGGUGGAAAGAAAAACUGAUGUGAAUGACCACAGGUGACAGACAUUGCGCGCACACGAGAGAGAGCGCAAACUCAAUACGCGCGUAGCAGGAAUGUAAAUGAAAAAGGCUCAGUAGAAAUGGAAAUGCAAGAUGCAAAGCUCAGGAUUGUGAAGAGAAAAGACUAGCACGUCACCAGCCGAGAGACCAGAGCAAAGCAACCCGAGCGCGCGCGCCGGACACCGGGAAAGUUCGUGCGUAAAAACCAAAAGCGUCACUGCACAUAAAGGGAAUGAAAAGACAUUCUGAAGGACAUUUCUCUUGAGGGAAACAGGCAUGGAGUCUGCUGGCUCUGCUGGGUCUGCUGGGCUGGCUAAAUCAGCCGCACUAAAGUUGUCUGAGAUGGGCGAAAGAAGUAAACAGCUGGGCAGCGCGUUGCGGGACCCGGAGCGGCAGAGACGCGUCAUUCUGGUGAUAGUUUGCGUCGCGCUUCUGCUGGACAACAUGCUUUACAUGGUGAUCGUUCCCAUCAUUCCCGAUUAUCUCACGGAUUUAGAGAACGCGCAAGCUUUGCGCACUCAUGCCAACUCUUCCCUGAGCAGAGCAACCCGGGAGAACCUGGACAUCCAGAUCGGGGUGUUGUUCGCGUCCAAGGCCAUCCUGCAGCUCCUGGUGAACCCGUUCACCGGCACCUUCAUCGACCGCGUCGGGUACGACAUACCGCUGCUGAUCGGACUCCUGGUCAUGUUCGUCUCCACGUGUAUAUUCGCGUUCGCUGAGAACUACUGGACGCUGUUCUGCGCGCGCAGUCUACAGGGGUUCGGCUCGGCGUUCGCGGACACGUCAGGGAUCGCGAUGAUCGCGGAUAAAUACACGGAGGAGGCGGAGAGGAGUCGCGCGCUCGGCAUCGCGCUCGCCUUCAUCUCGUUCGGGAGCCUCGUGGCGCCUCCGUUCGGCGGGAUCCUGUAUGAGUUCGCAGGUAAACGGGUCCCGUUCAUAGUUCUGGCCUCCGUGUGCUUGGCAGACAGCGUUCUGGUCUUGACUGUGAUCAAACCUUUCUCUAACAGGACGCGCGAGAACAUGCCGGUCGGGACGCCCAUUCACCGGCUCAUGAUUGACCCGUACAUCGCCGUGGUGGCGGGCGCGCUGACCGUGUGCAACAUCCCGCUGGCGUUCCUGGAGCCCACCAUCUCCCGCUGGAUGGAGAGCACGAUGAACGCCAGUGAGUGGGAGAUGGGGCUCGUCUGGCUGCCCGCGUUCCUGCCGCACGUGCUGGGCGUUUAUGUCACUGUCCGAUUAGCCGCGAAGUUCCCGGACCUGCAGUGGUUCUACGGGGCCCUCGGGAUGGUGAUUAUAGGGGCCAGUUCGUGCACUGUUCCCGCAUGCAGGAGCUUCGGCCAGCUGAUGGUCCCGCUGUGCGGAAUCUGCUUCGGCAUCGCGCUGGUGGACACGGCGCUCCUGCCAACGCUCGCGUUCCUGGUGGACGUGCGUCACGUGUCCGUGUACGGGAGCGUGUACGCCAUCGCGGACAUCUCCUACUGCGUCGCGUACGCGCUAGGGCCUGUGGUCGCGGGGCAGAUCGUGCACCACCUGGGGUUCGUGCAGCUGAACCUGGGCAUGGGUCUGGUGAACGUGCUGUACGCGCCCGCGUUGCUGAUGCUGAGCUCCGUGUGCCAGAUGAGGCCGUCGCGCUCCGAGAGCAACGCGCUGCUGGAGGACCCGCCCACGGGCUUGUACCACACCAUCCGACUGGAGGAGCGACGACGCGCGCGGAAGGGUCUGUGCGUCACGGCGACCAACGCGCUUCCCGUGGACGAGAACGGGCUCUUCGCGCGCUCCAAAUCCUGCUCGGAGGAAUCAUCCGGACCCGAGUUCACUUAACAAAACUCACAC